AUGUUAAAAUCAUUUACUUGCAUGUAUGAAAUGUGCUAUAGAGAAAAUGAAAUAGUGGAUUAUAAACAUUUAAAUUUGAUCGAAUUAAAUUUAGAAAUUAUGUGGUUAUCAUUUAAACAUUUGAAAACUAUAUUAUUUAGUUUACCAAAAUUAAAAUUAUUUAAGAUUGUUGCAUGUCACCUAUUCAGAGCAGAAAAAGACUUUAUAAUGUUACAAAAUUGGCAUGAAUUAUUUAAAGGAAAUGAUCUAUUAUUAAAAAAUUUAAAAAAAUUUCAAUGUAAUAUAAAUGUAUGUCCAGAAGAUCAGUAUAGAUUCAGAGCCGAAGAAAAUGAACAAUUUAAUAUGUUAAUUGAAAAUAAUAAUAAUAAAUUUAUAUCAGAAAUCAAAUUUAUAUAUACUGAUGGUAUUUUAUGUCGUUUAUAUACAGACUGA
Messenger RNA from Didymodactylos carnosus, 432 nucleotides. Lineage: Eukaryota; Metazoa; Rotifera; Eurotatoria; Philodinida; Philodinidae. The record is from the annotation of a GenBank genome assembly.